Messenger RNA from Plasmodium inui San Antonio 1, 11331 nucleotides. RefSeq lists its product as hypothetical. The transcript is spliced from 7 exons. Bases 1 to 11331 code for a protein of 3776 amino acids. Gene Ontology annotation, biological process: proteasome-mediated ubiquitin-dependent protein catabolic process; protein polyubiquitination. Lineage: Eukaryota; Apicomplexa; Aconoidasida; Haemosporida; Plasmodiidae. The record is from RefSeq and is a predicted model, not a curated record. Gene Ontology annotation, molecular function: ubiquitin protein ligase activity.
AUGGAAGAAUACAUCAACGUACUGAUUCACGUGAUUAAUAAGCCACACUUGAAUUACAACAAUGCAUAUGGAAGGAACAGCAACAAUGGCAAUCUUGGGAAUGGAAAAAGUGGCAGUAAGAAAAAAGCCAAGGGGGUUGGCAGUGCCAAAAAAAUCAGCGCAGAAAAAAUUAACGACACGGUGGAUAAUGGGCUGAACAGCUUUUUUAGGAUAAUACAGGAACGUAUAGGGGUUUAUGCGUCCGAUUUUGAUGAAGAGGAGGAGGACGACGAGGAAGUGGAAGAUGAGGAGAAAGUGGAGGAUGCUGAGGAGGAGGAGCAGGACGACGACCAGGUGGAUGAUGAAGCGGACGGCCUCGAUGAUGAGGAGGACGACGACGUGGAUGUUGACGAAGACGACGAAGAUGAUGAGGAUUAUGACAAGGAGGGCGACCAUGUGGACGACAAUGAGGUAGAAGACGUCGGCAAGGCUGGACAAGAUGACGAAGCAGGACACAAGGACGGAGGCGGCAACGAAUUUGCUCUGAGCGAUGGUAAUGCAAGCGGGAAAAAGAAGAAGAAGCGAAAAGACGUAGCCAAAGGGGACAAGCGCAAGGGAAACAGCAAAAGCAAUAGUGAAGGCACAAACAAACGCGCGAGUGGAGGCCCCAAUAAACGGGCCAGCAAACGAGCUAGUCAGCGCACCAACCACCCAUUAAAGCAGCGCACAAACAGAGGAACCAAUCGGGAGAAGCCUAAGGAUCCGAAGAAGGCCCUGCAAGGUGCCAAGCCCAAGGUGGAAGGAACAAAAAAAAAACCAACUAGCAGACGAGUGAAAAAAAAAAUCAUAAUGAACUCGGAAGAUGAAAGCAUUGACUUCUUCUCCUACUCAAGCAAUUCGAGCGAACCAUCCAGUCUGUCAAGUGAAUCAAGUGUCACAGACGAAAAUGAAAAAAUGUUUCUGAACGAUGCAUGCGCAAUAGAUGUAAAAUAUAUUAACAUCAUUUACACGGCCACUUGCUGUAUAUAUACAAUCCUGGACAUAUACCCGCAAACGAUAAGAUAUGUAAUUAACAACAAAGACGGGGUGAACAUCCUAAACAGAAAACUCAACGACAUUGAAUACAUCGAUGUAGCGGAAGUGAUUCUAAAGAUCUUCGAAAAAUUAGUAGAGAAAGAUCCUAUGCUUAUUUUGAAAAAGAAAAGUAUAAAAUACAUGUUGAUGCAUAUAGACUUUUACAAUGUCAACAUCCAGAAAAAAAUUUUCUUCUGUAUCAUCCAGAUGAUUAACAAUAUCAACAAACACAAGCACAUAACGAAAUAUAUAACUCCUUACUGUUCCAUUUUUACAAAUUUUUUUCACUUCCAUUAUAUUCAUAUACUAAAUAUUAUAUGCACCCUUUGGAGGUCUCUACUGGACAAAAUGAUCACCGUUCGGUUGGAGGAAGAGAACAAGCUGAGGAGGAAAGUCAGACGUUCUGUCACCGAUAGUAGUCUAGGUGCAAAAGGGGGGGGCUCGUCGGCGUGUAGAAGAGAUUCCAAGGAAGCUUCUUACUUGAGUAAGCUGCUGGAGAAGACUGAUAAGAGGAAAAAAAAAAAACACAAAAAGGAGGGUAUCUCUGAUGCAAAGGGAAGAGGCAAACUGAAGGAGUCAACGGGUACCCCAUCUUCGAAAAGCGGAAGGGCAAGAAAACAAACAGGAGAUGAUCCCCGCCAAGGGGAAGUGAUCGAAAUAUCGGAUGAAGAACAAAUGAGUGACUUUCACAAGGGAAGGGGCAACAACACCGGGGAUGACAGCAACUGUGAACACCCGGGCGGAGGAAAGUCAAACAUGGAGGUAAAAAAGAAGAGGGAAAACUCAACUAAUAAGAAGAGCAAGAAGAAGCCAAAAAAUUCCAUGAAAGAAACAGCGGAUGAAGGUGAGGAGGCCGACGAGGUUGGAGAAGUGCCCCAGAUUGUCGAAGUUGGAGAGGGUAGCGAAGAUGAAGAGGUGGAGGAAGAGGGAGAAGAAAGAAGGGGAAAAGCAAAAAGAGGGAUUAAAAAGAACAGCAAGUUGAGGAACGAUGAGAACCUCACCAGCUGCGCAUACGACAGAAGGGGGACCGACCCUAAGGAAAGCAGCAAUAAGGGGCAGGACAGAAGUAGAAGAGGCGCCAAGAGGGAGCAGAUAAAGGACGAAGAUGUGUACAUUUUGGAUGAGCAAUUACCCGACAGCACCAACUGCAAAAAUAUCAAGUCGAACGAGAACGUCAGUUUUUUGAGUUCCUUCUUAAGAGAGCCUGACUCGGUUAGUAUAUCAAAGGGUAGAAAUUCGAACAAGCCAAAGAAGGAAACUGCCCCUCAUGGCGCGAAAGAAGGGCCAAAAGAUUCCUCCAAAUUGGAGGGCACAUUCUCGGGCAAGGACGAAACGAAGAAGGCCACCUAUGUGUACCACCAAAACAAGCUUCUUCAGCAUAUGAUCCAUUUGAACAGCGACGAAAGCACCCACUUGAAGCUCUGCGCGGAGAUCGAAAGCAUAUACAGCAUUAACAUUCGAAAUAAUAUCAUUAAGUUGCUCACAGAGUCCCAAAUUGAGGAUAAUUUGUACGCCUUUAUGGAGACCUUUUACAUCAUUUCCAUUCUGGUGCACUACAGUGAUAAUAUAUUGGAGGAUUUCUGCAAUAGCGAAUUCCUGACCAAGUUCAGCGAGUUCUUCAAAAAUGAGAAGUACCAGAGUAAUAACUUUUUAACCCUAUACCUUUUGUUUACACUCUACUCUUUUUUGCCGAUGUGUACGUUCAACGGGUUGGUGAUUUAUGACUACGACAUGGGGACGAACCUAAGUGGCGAGUCAUUCUACAAUCGAGGGAAACCCCAAGACGGCGACGCGGAAGAGGGAAAGGACGGCAGCACUGGGGGAACGAACAACGUUGAGGUGGAUUCGAGUGACGAUGGAUUCUUCCCCCUCAACACUCGGCCCGGUGGAUACAUGCCGCACACCUUCCCCGUGGACGUGAAGAAGCACAAGAUAGAUUUUUACAGAAACCAUUUUAACCACCUGGCAACCCUAAUAAAGGUGAUCAUACCGAGUGUGUACAGAAUACACGCGGAGACCGUCUAUUUCAACAUCAAAUAUUUGUGCGUAGUUAUCACACUGUCUGUUUUCAUUUCAAUGUAUAAAAUAUCGUCGACCCUGGGUGACAAUGCGGAGUUCGUCAGCUGCCUUGAGUACAUUUUCUUGUACCACAAGGAAACGUGUGUCUUUAUCAAGAAUCUCGUUUUGAAUAACCUCUCCGAAUCCUCAGUCAUUAGUGGCAUUAUCAUGUGUAGAAUUGUAGAGCAUUUUACAGCACUCAUUGGGAGAAAUUCCCUGUUCGCGUCUGUGAAGGGCCAGGAGGAGAGGGGAAACCAUGCAACUUGUGAUAAUAGAAACGGCUAUGCGAUUGAUGAAGGCAAUACCCAUGUGCUGUCCUCCUUAUCCUACGACCAAGGAUUCUACCUACACGUGCUAAACAAUAUCAUUAGCAACACUUUGCAAAAGAAAAUGGACGAAAUAGAUUCCAACUGUGGAAAUAAUUACAUGUGUCCCAACAAAGAAAUCUACAAUAUUAUGUUUUGCUACUUUUACGAGCUGUACAAGAAAGGAAAGACCAGCCAUGACGGUGUUGGAAAGGCCCUCUGUGAGAAGGGCAACUUCCUAUUUUUCAAUCGGGAAAGAGAAAUGAGGAAUAUUUCCCUCGAAUUUGAGGUGAUAUUUCUGAACUACGAAAAUGUGAAGUUAUCCAAGGAGAAGAACAAGAUGACGAACGACAGCGAAUCCAUACGUUUAAGUCACCUCAUUGUUGACGAGCGGACAUGCUACAAUGCCAUCGUUUUGAGUUACUGCUAUUUGGUUAAUCUGUUUGCUCACCUAUCCUCCAUGGGCGAAGACGCCUCUAUCUACUUCUAUCAAUACAAUGUGGCAAAGCGCCUGUAUUUUUUUUUGUUUCAAAAGUUGUUUUAUCAGGAUGGGCGGAGUAAAAUGGGGAAGAAAUGGAAUGACGACAUUUGCUUUAGAGCCAGCUCCCUCCCAUGCGGCGACCUCAACCGGAGAAACGUUCUAAAUCUGCUAAAGAGGAUUGACAGAAAUAUUAGGCUGUACAUCUUUUUAUACGCUCUGCUAUUUGGCAACCAUAAAAAAAAGGGAGAACUCGUGCAGGGGUUAUUUUUGAACAGCGUGAAAACGUUGUAUGGGCUAUUUUACCAAAUGGGGGGAGACCAAAUGAUCGACGAAAUUGAUGAGGUGCAACUGGACAGAAUGAAGGGAGUGAUGACGGAUAUUUUCGACACAUACCACUACUACCUAAUUAGGAAUAACCUCUCCUUUACAAAGUGUUCGCUACUCAUUCGGUUGACAAAGGAGUGCCUAAACGUAUAUGACAAUUUGCCCCUCUACUUUUUCAAAGAGAGUAGGAACGCUCCUAACAACAGCAGGAGCUAUGGUGCUGCGAUAAAACCAGAGGCCGGAAUCAUCCCUUUAGAAAGACCCGAUUUUGUUUAUCACCAAGGAAAUAGUAACGUCCAUUCCUUGACUAAACACUAUGAUGAUUUCCCUUCGCUAAGAAGCGACAACCUCAAUUCGCUCUUUAUCCCCAAAUACAAGAAAAACAACAAUGAUGCUCUUAUUAAAGCUUUGAAGCAGAGAAGGAAGAAGGGGAAAAACGAGGACGACGUUGGGGCUAGUGGCAAAUGUAGCCCUAACGAAUUUGCUGACCAGAAGAAGAAAAUGAAUGCCGAUUUGUCACGUUGCAAGGAGGGCACAGUAGGUGAUGCUGCCGCCGAGGGGGAGCUGACAAAUGAGGGAAACGGCGAGGUGGAGAAGGAGAAGAAGGGCCAGGUGGAGGACGAAGAGGGAGACCAAGACGAGGUCGAUUUUGACGUGAAUUCCGAAAAGAUGCGCAUAAUAGAGAACAUCCAGAGGGAGUUCCAGAUGGGCCAAGCGGAUGAGGCGAAUGAGCCGGACGACGUGAAUGACGCGAAGGACGCACACAACACAUAUAGGGCACGCCGCUCACGCGAAGAAAAUCGGGGCAACCCAAUCAUACCCAUCAUCGACGUCUUAAAGGAGAUCUCCAAAGAAGUGCAAAUCAUAAGGGAAAAGGAUCCUGAUGAAACGAAGCAGCAAGGAGUGGCAAACGCCAAUCAUGUAGACAGCAACGCAGGAGGAGAAGGAAUAAUGGACAAGGUCUCCUCUAUAUUUAGCCACAAGGCAAAUAAAGAAAAGAAAAAAAAAAAAAACAAAUUCAAUGAAAGCAAGAAGGGACCUAAUAGUCUAUUUGAUUAUUUCACAGGAAGCAAUUACAAACAUUUUGACUACAUCCCGAAGGAUUCAUUUUAUGAAAAUUUAUUUUAUGAUAAUAAUGACAGCGCAGCGUGUGAUAAAAAAAAACAGAAGAGCAUAUAUAAUAACUACAACUGUCACUUCCCUGUGCAUUUGAGGAGAAACGGUCUCUACGUCGACAACGUGUCGAUUUUUAGUUCCCUCACUGAAGGUUUGCCCAUCUCGUUGUGCGUGGAGAAGAUGAAUCUCGACUCACCCGAAACGAGCGCAGGAAGUGAAGCAAACGAGUCCACGGCGUUGAACGAGUUAACUUCGCAGGGAGGGCAACAUUUAUCUGAAUGCAAAGCGAUCACGGAUGAGGUCGCAAAUCCCAGGAGGGACAGCACAACGGUGGAAAUCACAAACAAUCAGGCGAAGCAAAUGAGCACUAACAUCGGAGGAGGAAGCUCAAAAUUGCAAAGAAGCCCCAGAGGCGUGUUUCCCAACAGAAAUGCCUACACCAAGGACGUCACCCACAAACUGCUCUUCUUCGGAAGGAACUACCAAGAAAAGCCAAAGAACCUACAUGCGACCUUCAACAUAUUUGAUUCGCUUAAUAAGAUAGAAAGCUACAUAAGGAAAAAUUUAAACAAGAGCAAUAAAAAUGCCUCUGCAAAGUACUACUCGAAGGAGGAAGACUUAGUGAUCCUGUCACUUAACGGUGUUGAUGUACAGAAAGAUUCCUGCCUUUCCGAGUAUCUGAUAAAACUUAACGAUUUGUAUUAUAUGAACAGAAAUUCAGCUUGCCUCAAUGAAGAAAAUAUUUUUUACAACACGGAUAAUUUUUACGUGUACAACGAUAUUGUAGAGUUACUUCCUAUACAUUAUGGGCAGAUGAAAAACCAAAUAAGGUACCUAUGGAAUGGGCAUGAAGAUGGAAAUUCCGCUUCGGAGAAUUAUUCCCUUGGUGGUUUCCUCAACAAAGGUGAUGGUUAUCCCCCUCACAUCGGCAACAACACUCAUAGGAUAAAUUUCAAGGUGAUUAAAAAGAGAAAGCAAAAUGAACCCUCUUGCUUGAAUUUUUUGCCCGAUGAUUUUAGCGGUAAAGGCAAUAUACACAUUGUGUCCAAGAAAAAGAGAACAAACAACAGUGCAGCUGAGCUGAGUGAGGAAACCAAGAGGAAGUUCUGCGAAAGGAGAGAAAACCAGGGCGAGCUUCACAGCUAUGUAGAUCCCAUUACAUUUAGGAAAAUCAAAUCGAGCAUUGAAACCCCGUUAAACUGUAGAAUCGUUAGCGAGAAGUUUAACUUUUUUAGCAUUUCCUUCGACUUGGUUAAGAAUUUGUACAACGCGGAUGAUCUGCAAGGUGGCGCGAGGAAUGCGCAGUUUGCUGAAAACGGGCGGUUGGGGAAUCCCCCUCAAAAGGGCUUCUUCACCAUGUUGAAAGGUGACUCGACAGAGAACGCAAAGAAUAGGGAACUAUUGACACAGGAACCUCAGCAGGGCGGUUUGGAAGCAACGGGGGAAUCAAGCAAGGAUGCAAGUGCUAGGCUAACUUCGGGAGCGAAUAACGUGGACCUCACAGAUGCCCAAUACUACGAGGACGAGUAUGAUGCGGACCGGAUGAUGUCCUACGAGAAGCACCUCUCGGAGGGGGAAGAGAAACCCUCCUUCUUGAUAGACUACCUGAAGGAACACUACAGAAAGAAGGAGUUGAAUUUUUUCCUAUCGCAGAGAAAUUGUGUGGAGAGCGAUUCGAUGUAUCUAUCGACAUUUUUAAAGACCGAAAUGAGGAAGGUAACCGAGCUGGUUUUCUUGGAGGACCACUACAUUAAUAAGGACGUGAUGUUGAGCACGCAUCUACACAACAUUAACUUUUUGGUGCAUCAGGGGGAGGAUGACAUGAAGGAGAGUAGUGCAUCGCGAAGGGAAAACAUCGUUGAUAAAAUUCAUAGGAACAGAGAGAGGGAAAGGUCCCUAUAUGUGAAGCACCGCAAGGGUGGAGCCACCAACCAGGAACCCAUAAUAAGUGAACAAGGAAAAGAGAGUAAUCAACAGAAUGACGUUAUCACAAAUGAGGAGGAUCAGUACCUCCUCUUUAACUAUAUGCCUAUGUACAGCGAAAUUGUGAAAAGAGACCAAGUUUAUGUCCCUUCGACGGCACGGGGUUGUGGAUCUCGAAAGGCAGAUCGAUUUGCCCGCAGAAUUAGUAGUCGUUCAGGCCAAGCAGCAAAGGGAAAGUUUCAACAAGCACGAGACGAAGAUAAGGAUAUUUUCCUACAAAACAUAUACAAUUUUAUGUUUUUCAAGUUUCUUUACCUGCUGUGCAGACAUUUUAAUAUGUGUGACAUUCCUUCGUUACUGACUUUUUACGUGAAUAACAAGGCAGGGGAUAAUUCCAUGUGCAGAAUGCGGGAUGUUGAAUGGAGUGGCAACAGUAUGUUGAACGAGGAAACGAUAAAAGAGAUGAAUAGCCUCCUGGAGGACACCUUUUUAGAAAGAGCAGCGGAAGGAGCACAUGCGGAGAAUAAGGCGAAUCCCCCGCAUGAGGAAAAAGAUCCCGUGGUGAGCAGAGAGGACAUAAAGAAAAAGUGUUUCAUCCUCAACAGCAUUAACAACAAAGUGAUGUACUGCUUGAAUAAUCCUCUCUUUCUCUUCAGUGAAAAGAUCCCGUCAUGGGUAUAUCAGAUUUUUUACCUCUUCAAUUUUGUGGUGGACAUUGACAUAAGGCUGUUAUUUUUUGAGCUAAUUUAUUUUGGAAAUUAUAGAGGCCUAUAUAAUUACAAGCAGAAGAUAAAAGAAGUGGUGGAAAAAUUCAACGACAAAAUAAGUCUCGCUAAUAAGUCCGUAACGGAGGAGCAUCUACUCUCCGUUUGUGCAAAUCAUACAUAUAACUGUGAUAAAAAGAAGCUCUUUAAUUUCUUGUCCGAUAAUACAGCUUUAACGUUGCCAAGGACGAAGAUUAAAUUGCACAGAAACAAGAUGGUCGACUCAUCCUUCCGUAUAUUUAACCAUAUACAUUUUAUCAAUUCAAACUUUAUUACUCCCUCCUAUUUGGAUAUCGAGUUCUUCAAUGAGGAAGGCACAGGCUUGGGGCCUUCCCUAGAGUUCUACAAUGAAGUGAUAGAGGAGUUAAAGAAGGAAAAACUGAAGCUGUUCAAAUUGGAGGACAAUUACUUGUUUCCUCUUUCCUACAAAAUUGACUUAAAUAAUUUCGACUUUAAUUUACUGAGGAAGCCGAAGAGUUCGGAACUGAUGGGGCUGAAGAGCGGCUCGAGCAGCGCAAACAACAUAAAUGGAGGUGCUCACAGUGGAGGAGACAAUUACUACGCGUAUGCCAGUCACCUUGGCAACGUCAGUAGCAAACCUUACCAUUUGCAAAAUGUUAACACAAGUCACUCAUCGUCGUCAUCGCUGAACAAACGCAUAAACUUGAUUAGCGAAGGGGCGGACGGAAGCAGCUACCAUUCGGUGAACAGCCUAAUUAACCACUUUCUCUACUCCAUGAGUUCGAAUGUGUUUACCAGUGAAAGUAACAGCUUCGGGAAGUAUGAAGACUUAUCCGAAAUGGAAUUCCUGGGCAACAAGUUUAAAUACAAAAAGGGGAAGAAGUAUUCUGAGAAUAUUAAAAAGGGUGGUAAAAAAAAUGAGACCAAGAAAAAGAAUAAUGCAUCUACCGGGGGGGAUGCAACCAACAUAGGCAGUGCCAGCAGCACAAGCAGGAGGGACAAGAAAAAAAAUGAACAGGAAAAAGCCCCAAGUGAGAGCAACAGGAAGGGGGACGACCAACUAUUCACCGACAGUGACGUAACGAAAGGGAGAAACGAACAGAAGAAGAAGUCCAUCAACGACGGUGAUGACCAAGCGGAGGAGGAGGACGAGGAUGAUCAGGAGGAGGAUGAGGGUGAUACCCUUGGGGAUAACAACACCUGUGGUGAGGCUCACCGCAGCGAUAAGGCUGACUCAAGUGUUAAGAAAACAAUUCCCGCAACGAGCAGCGCAUGUUCGUACAAAAAGAACACCACGUUUGACAUCAGAAUGGAGAGCACAAUUAAAUUGGGGGAAGAGGAAUAUAUUAACUCUGACAAAAAUAAAAAGAAAAGGAUUAGGUGUUACGUAGGUUCGGCUGAGAAGCAGGAGGAGGAGAGUAAGAAGAAGAGCCUGAUGAGUGAGAGGAAGAUAGCCGAUACGAAGGGAGGAUCAUCACCAGUGGGAAACUCAGAAAGCGUGCAAAUAAAGCAGGCGCGGGAAGACUGUGCGGAGGACUGGGGAAAUACGGUUGACCACGUUGGGAAGGAAGUAAGCCAGGGCAUUGAAAGAAUUUCCCCCCGUGCGGAUACGUGGAGUAGCACAGCCAAGACAGGUGAAGACCCACAACGUCCCGGCGCCCAAUCGGAGGAAGAAAAACAGCCCGAUUCGGCAGACGAGACGGAAAAUAUACGAAAGAACAAUUUGAAGAAAAAGAAAACAGACAAGAGGCCGGGCAGCAAGAAUCACCAUGCGUCUAAAUUUAGCGAAAUAGAGGAUGCGCCAAUCGGUACGGCUCCAAACAAAUCGACGAGAGUGUCGGAUGUAGCGAGCAGCUCCAGAAACGUAAGUAACGUGUCGGUGAAGGAGGAGAAAGCUGAAAGGCACUGCUGUAAGUUGUUGGACAAGGGUGUAGAUAGUAAGGAAGACGGGGCGAAGAAAACAAAACUUGAUAAAUCGAAUAAGCAGGAGGAUACGAAAAUGGUAAAAAGUGAAGACAGCAAAAAGAAAUAUCUCCUCUCGCAGGAAGUUCAACAAGAAGAAGUCACUGACAACAACGAGAAAAAGGAAACCAGCGAAAUGGAGAACAAAAAUGUGCACGUCAAACGAUAUAAGCUAUUUACUAAAGACUUCGAGCAGCAUUUUAUGAAGGAAGAAAAUGAUAUGGAAGUAAAGAGACAGCAGGAGGCACGCAGAAAAAUGAACCUAAACGAUGAAGCAGACUUAUCCCGAUCAGUGACGCAAAAUAUUAUCAAUUCACUCCUAAGCGAAAUGGAAAACAAAUCCUCCUCACAGCGGAUUAAAUUAAAGUCAUCGAAUGAAGCAAAUGAAAAGAUCAAGGGGGAUGCUUCUCAAAACAAUGAUAAUAACGAUGAGCCGAGCAAACCGACCGCCAGCAAUGUAAGCAAAAAGUUGAGUGAAAACUUUCAAAAGAAAUUGCAAGAGAAGAGCAGAAAGAAGGUGACCAAUAUUGAACAGGACACACUUGAAAAUAGACUUUUUAAGUACUUCAAAUUGUUGGGUCAAUUGUGUGCAAAAAUUUUAACAGACAAUAGGAACGUAAAUGUCAAUUUACAUCCCCUGUUUUGGUACCUCGUUAUGAACAACUCCGGAUAUGUCAACAUUUCUAAGUUUCAGCACUAUCAUGCGAUCGACCGAGUCAACAUGAACAGCAUAAAUAAACUGCUGGAGUAUCGAAAGGAGAACAAAAAUGUUGAGGAUUUGCUGCUCGAUUUUACCCUAUUAGGGAGCGACCCGCCUGUUGAGCUGAUCCCCAAUGGAGCCAACAUUGCAGUGAACAAUGAGAAUCUGGACCUGUUCAUAACUAAAACCAUCGAGUAUUCGCUGUACGAAGGGAUAAAGUUUCAGAUAUGGGCUUUCCGAUUCGGCUUCAGCACGAUCGCCCCCCUUUUGUGCACGAAUAUCUUUGACGAAGAGGAAAUUUGCGAGUAUCUGUUCGGCAGCAAUAUCGAGAAUGACGAGCACUGGACGAAGCUGCACCUGUCGACGUAUAUUAAGCCGGACCAUGGGUACACAAACCAUUCCGUUACAUUUAUCAUCCUGAUCGAAAUAUUAUCGGAGUUCAACAAGGAAGAGAGAAAGCUCUUUGUUAAGUUUUGCACCGGAACGUCCGCCUUGCCGAAUAAAGGAUUUGCAGCCUUGAAGCCACUAAUGAAAGUUGUGAAGAAGGAGGACAAUAACGAUUUGCCCAGUGUGAUGACCUGCACCAACUACUUAAAAAUUCCCGAUUAUAAAAAUAAAGAGAAGCUGAGGAACAGAUUGUUGUACGCCAUUAAUGAAGGCCAGAAGAUUUUUUCCUUAUCGUAG